AUGGAUAAAGGAAAAGAAUUGAUCAACACCAUCAUAGGAGACCCUUCAAGUAUAGAUCUUUCCUUGCUCACGGAUAAUAUCACAAGGUACCAGCAAAAUCUGAUGGGCUUUGCGAUCUGCUUUGUCCUGGGAUUGCUCUUCGUUCUCAUCUUUCCCAUCGUGGCCCUUUGUUUCUGCUGUUGCCGGUGUUGCUGCAAGAAUUGUGGUGGCAAGAUGCACAUGGAUCAGAAGGACAACUCCUGUUGCCGAGUGAUGAUCUAUUCCAUCUGCCUCCUAGCUUCACUCGUCUUUGUCUUUUCCGGUGCUGUGACAGCCCUGUGCAUCAGUGGGUAUACAGGUAGCCAGGCGACGACACUCCCAACCAGGGUCAGCGAUAAUAUUCUAGAUUUCGUGAGAUACCUGAACAACACACUUGAGGAAAUUGAUUUUGUAAUGACUGAUCAACUAUCAUUUACACUGGACCAAGUCAGGACCGAUUUGAAUGAUAUUGGUACUAUAGUUGGUGUUCCUGUUCGCGAGAGUCUCCGAACAAACGUAGGCCCAGCUAUCGAUGCAGUCAUCGACAUGGAGGAGAACAUCAAUGGAACGCUGUUCUACAUGGAAGCGAUCGAUACCCGCCAGGCUCGGAUGGAGAUCGAUUAUGAGAUCCUUAGCACCAACCUGACCAAUAUCUUGAGCGCCCUGACUACCCUAUGUGGUUCUUGUAGCUGCUGCACUGCCGCAACAACCGAGCUGAGGAAUGUUCAGAUAGAUGCAGACUAUAGGGAUAUCAACGUAACUGAGAGUAUCGGAAGCUUCCCACAAGUCUUGGUGAGCCAAUCUAUCGUGGAGCUUACUGAUGUAGCCAAUCGGAAUAUCAGUGACCAAGCUCAAGAGGGAUAUCAAACAUUUGAGGACAUUCCUGACACAUUGACUAAUACAACUUCCUCUGAAGUAGGAGAUAUCAUUACUACCAUUGAUGGACUGGAAGAUACCUUGAACCAAUUCAUCAACGAAACCACUUUCACGCUCCAAAGCACAUCUGGAAGCAUCGAACCUUUUGAGGAACAAGCAAAUAACAUUCUGAGUACUUACGCAAAUGACUAUGAUCAAUACAGAGCCAUUGUGAUGUACGUCUUCUAUGGAUUCAUCCUCUUCAUCGUCGUCCUGUUCCUUCUCGGUUUGCUCAUCGGCAUUUUCUCGUAUGACCGUAAUGCCUCACCCACCGACCGUGGUUCUUGCUCAAACUGCGGUGGACUCUUCCUGAUGGCUGGAGCUGGCUUUGUGUUUAUCUUUGGAACCUUGAUGAUGCUUAUCACUGCACUGACGUUCAUCAUCGGGGGACCGAUUGACCGUCUCAUGUGCGACCCGCUGGUUUCAGGACAGCUCUUUGCCCAGACUGUUGAUUUAGAAGAUGGAAUCUUGGACGAUGGAUACUACCUUGGAAAUUUGAUCUUUAGUGACCCCUCAGUUCCUUUCCAGAUCAGUGGAUUCCUUGAUGCUUGUGAGCAGAAUGAGGCUGUGUAUACUGCAUUCCUACUGGAGAAUCUUUUCAACGUCACAGAGUUUACUGACAUCUCUUCGCAAAUUCCGGAUGUUGAUGAUCAGUUUUCCAAUAUUACUGGAGACUUCAGCUCUGUUGAGAUCUUGACCUCUGACACCAAAGAUACCUUGAUUGACUUCAGGGAUUCUCCGGCUGAUACCAUUGACUGGACCAUUUUCACUAACGAGCUGGACACAAGCCUGCUCUACGAUGGUGACGGCAAUAACGAUACUCUGGUGGAACUCAUCAGCGCUCUUGGUACUGAUGCUGGUGCAGCUUCGGGUUCAAAUGCCAAUAAUCUGAAUGCAAUCAAAGAUGAUCUCCAGACUCUUCAAGAUGAAAUCGUCGAUGUCCUCCUCAGUGAUGCGGUUUUGAUAGCUGGAGAGAUUGACUCAUUAACCGCAUACACAGAUGAUAUUGAUACUGUAGUGAAUGCCACCAUUGCAAAUGCAGAAUCUGCCCAAGAUUUCAUUGAUAACAACGUGGAGAGUGAAGUCCAAUCGUCUAUAGUCUCAUACAGUAACAGAGUACUUGGUUAUCCAGAGCAAUUUGUGACAUAUGUUACUUACCAGCUGGAGAACACAAUUGGAGGCUGUCGUCCAGUUUAUAACCUGUGGAAUCAAGCAGUGAAUACACUCUGCAUCGGAAUACUUCGAUCAUUUAAUGGCCUGUGGUUCACUCUUGGUUGGUGCAUUGUCUUCUUCAUGCCUGCGCUCAUCUUUGGCGUCAAGCUGGCCAAGUACUUCAGGACCAUGGACACCACCGAUGGCUAUGCAGAUAAUGACUUUGAAAUGCAAGGACAGCAGCAUUAUGGCAACAAAGUGGCCCCUUCCUCGGGGUAUCCAGCUGGAGAGAAGAGUAACUACCACCGAUGAGAAAUGCAGUGUACCUGUAAAUGAUGAUAAGGACUGUACCAGCUUGGACCAAUUCCAUCGAUCAUUCUCACACAAAAACCUCGCAAAAGUUGACGACCAUUUGUUUUUAUCCUAACACAUUCCUCAGAUGAUGAAAUACCAGAACCCUGUAUCACAAAACUUGGUCAUUGAUCCAUACAUUUGAUAUAUGAUUGAUUGCACAUACAAAUUAAUACAAUCAAUUGCUAUGAAGUAUUGUGGUACAGGAUCCCCAUGUAUUCAUUUGAGAAAUUUAUCAAAAGCUUUGAUAUACUUAGGAAAUGGAUAAUUGUUUUAAAUUUUAUUUUAAAUGGUAUUUAUUUUUAACUUUUUGUUGUUGUAAUCUCUGUAUCAGGUACUCAGUAAGUUAAUGCAUGACAAUAAAUCAAGUUUAUGGGCAUGACUCACUCAGUGGUAUGAUAAUUUGAGUUAUUUCAAGGCUUUGAAAUUUUUAACUGGACUAUUUUCCAUAUUUUAAAAAUAAACCGUCUGAAAAAGUGGAAAUAUAAUUUGGGUUUCCAUAUAUACUUGUACAAAAAUUCCACCAUAUUUGGCAUUUUUCUCUUCAAUUCUCGUGCUACUCAAAUAGAGGUAUUAGGUGUGUUAUCUAAUCACUGAGAAUUCAGUUUCUAAAAGUACAUUCCCGUCCAGAAAUACGUUAUAUUUUUGCUAUCCGCUGCAAAUGUUUCUUUAAACUGGAAUAUUUAUAAAUGUCAUUGUGAAAUCCAUGUUGUAAAUGUGCAUGUAUAUGUUAUGAUGUAAUUUUUCAUCUUCUUAUAUCACAUUCAGGAAAUGAAAAUGAGAUGGGCCUUAUAAUAACAUGGAAUCUUUCAUAGUCCAACAUGAUCGUCACUUUAAUAAAUGUAGUGUAGCAGUCGGUCUAGCUGUAUCAAAGUCUUUCUAAAAUAAUAGGGCUUUCAUAUUGUCUCUCUAUCUGUUCUUCCAAGUUAUAGUGGGUGACCCCAUGGAAAUCAAUAUUACCAUGCUUUAUUUUCCACUUUCGGUCAUUUUACAUAUGCAUUAAUGAUUGCAUGCUUCAAAAAUAUAAAAAUAAUCCAAAUUUUAUACUAGCCUUAAUGUGGAUUAUGAAAUUGGACUGGAAUAAAGAAUACCUCUUUAUGUAUAAAACUGAGCGCUUAGAAACAUCUGUAUUAAGUGCCCUACAAAUGUUAUGAUGAUUAUUAUUAUGAUGAUGUACAUACUAUCUAUUGAGGUUGUUUGUUUUUCUGUUUAAAUUUGUAUCUGGAUAUUUUAUUUUAUGAUGAGCAGGAUUUUUGUUUUUAUAUAUUCAAUUUUAGAAUGGCAUGCAAUAAUCAAAUUUUCAUUAAAAGUGACUCUACUUCAAAGUGUGAAACUCAUUUACAACAUUCAUCCACCAUUCGAAUUGAACAUAUAUUUGCUUUUAUACUGUUCUUUGAUGCAAUAUCCUGCAAUUAAAUAUCUGGCUGACAGACCCUUUAUUUCAAACUUUUAUUUUCAUAUUCAGAGCUGAGCUUUAUUUGAGAUUUUCAUUUUUCAAAGUACGUAUUUUUCAUUAAGAGGUUUGCAAUGAUAUUUUUUGAGAGGCUGAGGAAAUAAAAAUAUUUUGGCUGCAAAUCCUGAACAACUGUGUUCCUUAAAAAAAAUCAAAGAAUGAAAAUGAAAUAUUGUAAACAUUGAGAAAGAUUUCUUUUAACUUUAAAGACAAAUAAAAAACAAACAAUGAAAUGCGAAAUUAAUUCCAACUUCUGAAUUUGAUAAUAUUCAAGUAUGUUUGUUCAAGUAAUUUAUUUGUAAUUCAUUUCAUGAUUAGAUUUUAUUUUUUGCAUAUUAAUUACAAUGAAGUGAAUAAACUUGUACUCCUAGUAAAUUUGGCGAUACCUGAAAUGCUUGUCAUGAAUUAGCUGGGAAAUAUGACAACAUGAUAUGUUCUUAAUUAUAUUUUCCCUCUUGUACAUUUUUUAUUUCUCCAUGGUAAUUGCAUUCUAAUUUUGUUGAAUGUUCAGAAAUGUGAAAUUUGUGCAGGAUUUGUUUUGAAGAAUUUCAUGAUUUUCAAUGUAAAUUAUUCAAGAAGCAUUGAUUUCAAAAUUAUUAAGGUUAAGAUUUUGCAGUCAUAUGAGACAAUGUAAUUUUUACAUGUAUUUUUCUUACCUGCUUGCCUCUAACUUUUAUAUGUGAUUUCAUUUGAAAUUAUAUAUGUUCUCAUGUUUUCAGAAAUGCCUUUUCUUUAAUUUGAAAUUGUUUUGAAACCCACCAUUCUUACUUUAUGAAAUGUAUGUGUAUUUUUACUCUAUUGCUGUAAUUUACUGUUGAUGGAAUUUGUGCUUUAAUAAGAUUUGUAUGUAGUUAUAGUUUCAGUUGUAAACAUGUGCAGGCAUACAUAAUAUAUUGAAAAUUUGACAUUAUACCAUUAGUUUUAGACAUUUAAGAUUACAAGAAAGAUGUAUAUAUUUUUUGCUCUUGUACCAUCUUGGCUUAAUAUUGACAUAAAGGAAAUAAUACUUUGACGCGUGUUUUGAUUUUUUUUAAUUCACAAACAAUAUUUGAUAGAUUAUAUGAAAAAUGGUAUGCAUUAUGAUAUUGCUUGAAAUGUCUGGCCAGCUGAGAUCGCGCAAAGAAGCAUUUUCUGGCACUGAAAAAUGAUGUCCUAGAAAUAAAUAGCCUUUUGACACUAUGAUUGAUUAUAAGCAGUUAAUACAGCUCGUCAGAUUUGCUUUGUAGCCCUUGUGUCAUGAAAGACACCAUAACUGAGAAAUAUUUUUUAUGGAUGGAGAUUCACCAGUAUAUUCUUGGAUUCCCCAUCCGACGGACAAAGUGACCUGACAUUCCAUCAACCAUUAAAUAAGUCUGCAAAUAUCUAGAUGCCUUUGUUAUGUGCAACAGACUCUUAGGUCCGCAAAACUCAUUUCUUUGGGGAAAGCGAGUGAACAUAAAAGUUGAAUAAAUUGCAUAUGAUGUGGACCAACAAAAGACUGGCCUUUCUUGCUAACUAGUGCCUCUAUAGAUUUUAUAUGGUAGCUGGAAAAAUUUGGAUACAAAAUAUCAACUUCUGAUAAGAUUUUGAGCGAUAAUUGUAUUGUAAAUAUUGGUCUGCUGUGUGAUGUGCAUGUAUUUUAUGUGCAUACAUUCACCAAUACAAUUGUGUUUCAUUUAUCAAGACUAAGCUCAAAUGUAAACUAAAUGUAUUGUUUAUAAUGAAUACAACUUCAGAUUCAUUAUAGUUUGAAGUGAUUUAAAAAGAUAAAUUAUUGUAGUGAGUUUCAAGAAAUAUGAUAUUAUACCCAGAAAACCAGGGAUGUGUAAAUUAAUGAAGGAUAAUGAUAUUUAACUUACAUUCGGCUGAUAUUUUAAGAGUCUGCUUUUGUUUUUUGCAAUAGAUAGAGUAGGAUGCAGUGAAUUGAUAGUUUAACGUCUCAGAUUGACCUUGACAUUUGCAAGUAAAUUAUUUGUAUAUAUGGGAUCUUCAAAGAAAAAUAUUCCUAGUGUACAGAAAAUAUAUUUGUGUACUGGUUGUCAAAUUUUCAGAUAUUCUGUUUUAUGUUGGAAAAAAUUAUUUAAGUAAGUUGAUAGUAAAAUAAAUAAUUCGCAUGGAAUGAGGAAUGUGCCUAUAUUGGGUAUCAAGUAACAUUGAUAUGCUAAUACUGGAUUCACAUGAUAUUCUUUUUAAUGAGAACUUGACUUCUUUAAUAAUACUCCAGUAGAAUUCAUGAAGGAGAUGAGGAGAGGGUGUAAAACUUAAAAUGAUUAGUGGUUCAGAGUAAAUAUAUUUUAGCAAUGUCACUGAUUCAGAUUGUGUGAUGUCGAAUAUAUUUCACUGUAAAUAAAAUGAUCACGUACAUGUAUUAUAAGCACUUGCACUCCUUAACAUCCCAUGUUGUAGUCGCUAUGGUUACAUGUAUGAGAGGCAAUUAGUUUUGCUAAGCAUCUUACCAAAAGGUCAGAGCCGCCUCAACUUUUCAUCCAGAUCUCUACAAUUUCACCCAAAUCUCCGUAUUUUAUCAUAGAUCAUGACAAUGGGGCAGCGUAAAAGCUUCAUAGUGCCUUUGCAGAAAGGUCUUUGCCGCAUCUUUCCCGCAGCCCCAUUGUUCUGUGAUUAAAUUUGAGGAUAAGAUUGAGAUGAGGAGAUGCUUGCGGGAUUCCUUGGGGAAAGAUGCAGCUUUGGUUUUUGGUAAGGUUCUUGUUUGGGGUAGGUAUACAUACAUGGACAUGUACGUACUCUGUAAUGGUCUCUCCACAUGUCAAGGCGCUGAAAUGUAAUUGCGAUGAAUUCAGUAGAUCCAAGAUUAAAUACUUGUAUUUCUUUUAUUCUUGAAAU
Molecule: messenger RNA, 6709 nt
Organism: Lytechinus pictus (painted urchin)
Lineage: Eukaryota; Metazoa; Echinodermata; Echinoidea; Temnopleuroida; Toxopneustidae
Product: prominin-1-like
Exons: 28
Coding region: 1-2397 (798 amino acids)
Cellular component (GO): plasma membrane; cell surface; prominosome
Molecular function (GO): cholesterol binding
Source: RefSeq, a predicted model, not a curated record